Molecule: messenger RNA, 10206 nt
Organism: Pelobates cultripes (western spadefoot toad)
Lineage: Eukaryota; Metazoa; Chordata; Amphibia; Anura; Pelobatidae
Source: the annotation of a GenBank genome assembly
GCUUUAUCAUCGUGCGGACGUAUUACGUCACGUGCAGCAGUCUGUGCGCGCACGCUCUCCGCCUGUCCCAGAUUAAACAUGGCGCUGGCUAGUGUAGUGCGGUCCGAGGGUCUCCUGUGGAACCAGCCGCGGGACAAUCCGUGUCAGUAUGCCCGCCAUGACGGAGAGAUGAGCUUCCACAUGGCCCCCGGAGCCACCCAGGAGGUCGCUGACCCCGGGAUCGAGUUUCUUCACGGGACAACAACGCUGGCUUUCAAGGUGCACACUCAUGGUGACAGUAAUGCUCAUUGUUAUAUAUAAUGGCUGCUGCAUGCCGCCCGGCCGGCCCUGGAUUAACAUGGUAACAUGCAAUGUGUGUAUUGUAGGGAGUGCUCAUCUCAAUGCGGGUUACAUGGACAGUAUGGACAGUGUGCAUCCAGAGACAGGCAGAGAGUCUGUGUCUCUUUCUCUCUUUCUCUCUCUCUCUCUCUCUCUCUCUCUCUGUAGCAGAGCUACAUAUAUAUAUAUAUAUAUAUAUAUAUAUACAGUAUGUGUACAAUGUAUGAGAGGUACUGCCAGCACUGCCUUACAUUGUUAUAUUCACUGCUGUUACAAUGAGAAAUCAUUCAGCUACUCAUAAAGUUUUUUUUUUUUUUUUUUUUUUUUAUAAAUUUAUUUUCAAUCUGUUUCAAUACAUUGGCUUUUAAUAUAUUAAAUUUCAGGCAUUUAAUAUUCGUAGUGAGUCUCAUGGGUUUAAGAAUAUUGAGCAAAACUCAUUGCUCUCAGUCAAUGAUUUGGCCCCCAAUGGUUUGGUUCAGGAGAGCCAACUGAAGCUCCAGACAGGAUCUCUUUCCUUGGUUCCUAUUUUUAUUAACAAGUGCAUGUUUUUCCAAUUUGGUGUACAUAAACACCAGAUUUUGCCUGGACGGACAUAAUCCAGUGAAAAUUACUGAAUUAUUAUUUAUAUAGCGCCAGCAAAUUCUGUAGCACUGUAAAAUGGAUUCAGAUCGCAAUGGCAAUUCUUAUAUUCGUAAAAAGCCAUCUGAAUUUAUUUGACCUGAGCAAAUCUGCAGCAAUUCAAUUCAAAUGCGAAAGCACAUAUUUUAAAGGACCACUAUAGUGCCAGGAAAACAUACUCGUUUUCCUGGCACUAUAGUGCCCUGAGGGUGCCCCCACCCUCAGGGACACCCUCCCGCCCGGCUCUGGAAAGGGGUUAAAACUUACCCUUUUCCAGCGCUGGACGGGGAGCUCUCCUCCUCCGAUUCUCCUUCUCUCCUCCCCGUCGGCUGAAUGCGCACGCGCGGCAAGAGCUGCACGCGCAUUCAGCCGGUCGCAUAGGAAAGCAUUUACAAUGCUUUCCUAUGGACGCUGGCGUGCUCUCACUGUGAAAAUCACAGUGAGAAGCACGCAAGCGCUUCUAGCGGCUGUCAAUGAGACAGCCGCAAGAGGGAAUGGGGGAAGGCUUAACCCAUUCAUAAACGUUUAUAAAAAAAAAAAAAAAUGGGUUAACCAUUAAGCUGAAGUGGUCUGGGUGCCUAGAGUGGUCCUUUAAGAAAAGGAUGGGAUAGGAAGAAUCACAAAACAUAAGUUUUAAUAAAAUGUGUGAUGAAUGCAUCGAGAAGGAAGCACAUUUUCGAACUAAUGUUUACUUUCAUGCAAGAAAAUGAUAAUGUGAAUUACUAGAUGUCCUAAAAUGAAUAUUCAGGAUGUGAACAUAGUGUCCCCCGUCCAAACCAUGGGCGACUUUUGGUGGCUCAUUCAACAAGUGGAGUGGGCAUGCUAUUGUCCGUCCCCCAACAAAAUAAUGGCAUUUCUACUUACCUGGGUGGCUAUGGGUCCCCAAAUCCAUAGCCACCCGAUAAAAGAAAUGAAUGUCCCUACUUGCCAACCCUCACCCUAAUAAUAGUGAGUUGUAGACGCAACUGAAAUAAAGACGGAAAAUUUCCAAAAACGUAGCACAAUAAAAUAAAUCACUGUCUGCACCCUGCAAGGACUUAAUUCCAACUGAUCUCUGAUAGCUGAAAAACCCCUUAUAAAGGAUUUCCCACACUGUCCGCUAUUACAUUGGUUUGGGAGAUUUUCCUACACUAUGUAAUAUCAGUAAGAGCCCUUUGAUUGGUUGCUUGUAAAUCAACCAAUCAGAGCACUCUGACAGCCAAGUCUCGAAGUGAGUUCAGUGGCUUAUAAGUCCACUAAUCAGAGCGCUAUUAUUGAUAUUACAUAGUGAUGUCAUAGCUGAUAUCUAGUUAUAGUUAAUAAGAGACAUGCAACCAUCAAGUUCAGCCUUUCUCACAUCUGUUUUUGCUGUUGAUCCAAAAGAAGGCGAAAUAACCCAUUUUGGCCGCAGAAUGGCAGUUUGAUAUUUCCUUGGAUCAAGAAGCUAUUGCCCCACUAAUUAAACAUUAUAUCCCUGAAUAUUAUGUUUUUUGCAAGUAUGUAUCCAAUUGCUGUCUAUACAUCAGUAGCCUUAUAUUUUUUUUUUUUUUUUUUUAAACACCUUCAGGCAGACAAUUCUACAUCCUUAUUGUUCUUACUGUAAAAAAAACAAAACCUUUCCUUUGCCUUGGAUUAAACCUCCUAAAUAUGUGACCAUGUGUAUAGUACUGCUUAUGAAUAGAUUUCCAGACAAUAGAUUGGAUUGACCGCAAAUAUAUUUGUAGAAUGCUAUCAAAUCUCCUCUGAGCUGCCGGUUUUCAAAAACUAAAGAGAUUUAAAUUUAUUAACCUUUCUUCAUAACUAAAUUGCUUCAUUCCUUUUAUUACUUUUGUUGUUCACCUCUGCACUUUUUCUGGCGCCAUAAUAGUCUUCUUUAGAACAGGUUCCCAAAAUUGUAUUUUAAUUAUUUUAAUUCUGUGUAUUAAUGCACCUAUUUAUACAUAACAAUACCUUACUGGCCUUGGCAACUGCCUAGUUUGUGUAUAACAAUUCCCACAUCCUUCUCGUGUUUUAUCCUUAAGUCACUUACCAUAUAAGUUGCUGGUACAUUCUUUACCCCAAAAUGCACAACCUAGCAUUUUUCUACAUUAAAGUAACACUAUAAGGUAAGGAACACACUCAUGUAUUAAAGCUACCAUCUGCUCCCCUAACUGUAUUAAAAUCUUGCCUUAUUUCCAGUCUGCUGCCGAUUUCUGCCCAUGGGUCUGUCUGCUUGGCUGACAACUUCAGAAGUGCUUCUCUUAGACAAUCACAAUGCUUUCCCAUAAGAAAGCAUUGGAUUUACUGAGCUCCUCAAAGAGGCAGAGCCAGCACAAGCCUGGCCAAUCAGCAUCUCAUCAUAGAGAUGCAUUCUAUCAGUGAGGAAUGCUCAGUGUCUCCAUGAAGAGGAUGGAGACACUGAAUGUCAGUACUGUGCAGUACUGCCCUAGGAAGAACCUGAAGUGGCCAGUGGAAGUAUUCCUAGACUGUAAUGUAAACACUGCAUUUUCUCUGAAAAGACAAAGACAGUGUUUACUGCAAAAAGCCUGAAGGGAAUGAUUAAAUUCACCAGAACAAAUACAAUAAGCUAUAGUUCUGGUGACUAUAGUGUUCCUUUCAAAUUUCAUCAACUUUUUGAGUCCCUAGUGCCCCAAUCUGUCUAAAUCCUGCUGAAGAAAAGCGAUAUCAUGCUCACAUUGUAUAUAAGCCGACCCGAAUAUAAGCCGAGGCCCCUGUGUGUGUAUAGAAUGAAUGCAGUGUGUGUGUAUAGAAUGAAUGCAGAGUGUGUGUUUGUGUGUGUGUGUGUAUAGAAUGAAUGCAGAGUGUGUGUGUAUAGAAUGAAUGCAGAGUGUGUGUGUAUAGAAUGAAUGCAGAGUGUGUGUGUAUAGAAUGAAUGCAGAGUGUGUGUGUAUAGAAUGAAUGCAGAGUGUGUGUUUGUGUGUGUGUGUGUAUAGAAUGAAUGCAGAGUGUGUGUGUAUAGCAUGAAUGCAGAGUGUGUGUUUGUGUGUGUAUAGAAUGAAUGCAGUGUGUGUAUAGAAUGAAUGCAGUGUGUGUAUAGAAUGAAUGCAGAUAUGAAUGCAGAGUGUGUAUAGAAUGAAUGCAGAGUGUGUAUAGAAUGAAUGCAGAGUGUGUAUAGAAUGAAUGCAGAGUGUGUAUAGAAUGAAUGCAGAGUGUGUGUGUGUAGAAUGAAUGCAGAGUGUGUGUGUGUAGAAUGAAUGCAGAGUGUGUGUGUGUAGAAUGAAUGCAGAGUGUGUGUGUGAGAAUGAAUGCAGAGUGUGUGUGUGUAGAAUGAAUGCAGAGUGUGUGUGUGUAGAAUGAAUGCAGAGUGUGUGUGUGUAGAAUGAAUGCAGAGUGUGUGUGUGUAGAAUGAAUGCAGAGUGUGUGUGUGUAGAAUGAAUGCAGAGUGUGUGUGUGUAGAAUGAAUGCAGAGUGUGUGUGUGUAGAAUGAAUGCAGAGUGUGUGUGUGUAGAAUGAAUGCAGAGUGUGUGUGUGUAGAAUGAAUGCAGAGUGUGUGUGUGUAGAAUGAAUGCAGAGUGUGUGUGUGUAGAAUGAAUGCAGAGUGUGUGUGUGUAGAAUGAAUGCAGAGUGUGUGUGUGUAGAAUGAAUGCAGAGUGUGUGUGUGUAGAAUGAAUGCAGAGUGUGUGUGUGUAGAAUGAAUGCAGAGUGUGUGUGUGUAGAAUGAAUGCAGAGUGUGUGUGAAUGAAUGCAGAGUGUGUGUGUGUAGAAUGAAUGCAGAGUGUGUGUGUGUAGAAUGAAUGCAGAGUGUGUGUGUGUAGAAUGAAUGCAGAGUGUGUGUGUGUGUAUAGAAUGAAUGCAGAGUGUGUGUGUGUGUGACGCAGAGUGUGUGUGUGUAUAAUGAAUGCAGAGUGUGUGUGUGUGUAUAGAAUGAAUGCAGAGUGUGUGUGUGUGUGACGCAGAGUGUGUAAACUGGGUGAGGGGAGGGCAUUUUUAUUUUAAUUUUUCAAUUUUAAUAUAUUUUAAUAUUACUUUAUUAUAUUUUAAUAACAUUAUUUUAAUAUUUGCAUUUUUUUUUUGUCCCCCCUCCCUGCUUGUUGCCUGGCCAGGUAGGGGUGACAAAAAAAAUUUUUAAAAAAAAAAUUAUGCAAAUAUUAAAAUAAUAUAUUAAAAUAAUAUUAUUAUAUUAUUUUAAUAUUUGCAUUAUUUUUUUUUAAAUGUUUUGUUGUCACCCCUACCUGGCCAGGCAACAAGCAGGGAGGGGGGACAAAAAAACAUUUAAAAAAAAAAUAAUGCAAAUAUUAAAAUAAUAAUAUAAUAUUAUUAUUUUAAUAUUAUUUUAUUCAAAUAAAAUAUUAAAAUAAUAUUGAAUCCCUGGUGGUCCAGUGGCAUUGGCUGUUCAGUGGGGGGGCUGACAGAGAGCUGUUACUUACCUUCCUGCAGCUCCUGUCAGCUCCCUUCUCCUCCGUGCAGCUCCUCUGUCAGCUCCGUUUCACUGUAAGCAGAACGGAGCUGGCCGGGGAGCUGCACGGAGGAGAAGGGAGCUGCAGGAAGGUAAGUAAGAGCUCACUGUCAGCCCCCAACAGGACCGCCGGGCUUGUAAUGAGCCCGGCGGUCCUGGUCUGUAUUGUGGCAAUGUAAAUUGCAGAGUGGCAAUGUAAAUUGCCACAAUACAGACAUUGACUAGAGUAUAAGCCGAGUGGGGGUUUUUUCAGCACAAAAAAUGUGCCGAAAAACUCUGCUUAUACUCAAGUAUAUACGGUACUUUACUUUUUAAUGGGGCCUGGCUAUAGAAUUGGAAACUAUUGUCCACCACCUCCCAGAAUAGUGGCAUGUUCACCCCAGAUCUCCCCGCUCUCCCUUCCAUUGUGUUUGUGCCUAAGUUUGACUCUGUUAUCACAGCAGAAAGGCCUAUAGUGACUGUCUAGAUGUGUAUUUAACCCUGCAAUGUAAGCAUUGCUGUAUCUACUAAGCAGAAAUUCUGUACAUUGCAGGAUUAAAACGAAAGAACCACUGUUUGAUAAAGUGGUCUAGGUGCCUUUUAGUGGUCCUUAGUUGGUUUAAAUGCAUGUUUGUGCUUUAAUAUUAAGAUUGCAUUUUAUUGCAGAAUUAUUAAAUCUCAUCUGUGGAAUUUCUGGUCACUGAUCUUUGUUUUGCAGCUGGAAUCUGAUGUGGUGAACACACUUAAAGAUUAUCGUCUGGAGUGUCCCUUUAAGGGAUUUAAACCAGUUUAUACUUUGCAGCUCAUUCACAAACGCUGGCUAUACUUGUGUUUUAUUUUUCUGAUGGUACAAGUAUUCUUCUUAACAAAUGGAUCCCUGUGUUUUACUUUUAGUUCCGACAUGGAGUAAUUGUGGCUGUUGAUUCACGUGCCACAGCAGGUUCCUACAUUGCCUCACAGACAGUGAAGAAAGUGAUUGAAAUUAAUCCCUACCUGUUGGGCACAAUGGCUGGAGGGGCAGCUGAUUGCAGUUUCUGGGAGCGGCUCUUAGCUCGACAGUGUCGCAUCUAUGAGUUGAGGAAUAAGGAGCGCAUUUCUGUAGCGGCUGCAUCCAAGCUUCUGGCUAAUAUGGUGUACCAAUAUAAAGGAAUGGGAUUGUCUAUGGGAACCAUGAUCUCUGGCUGGGAUAAGAGAGGUCCUGGUGAGUGACAAUGUAUGACGUUCGAUUGCUAUGCUGCCCAAUGCCACUUAAUGUAAUGGUUAAUUCUGUAUGUCUUUCAACAGUAUGGAAUAUGGAAGAUUAUAUACAUGUUUUACAAAAUCACACCGCGAAUAUAAUACUUUAAAACCUAGUUAUUUAAAUUGUAACCAUUUUAGCAUUGUCUCUGUAUUUUUUUAAAACUUAUUUUUUUCAAGGAAAUAAUUAAAUUUUCCUAAUUUUACAUCAUGCUAAAAAUACACAUCUUGUGUAGGAGAUAAGCUGUAAUUAUUGGAGACUGUAUGUAGCGGUCUCUGUACCCUGCUUAUCAUAUAAUUUUUGUUAUGCAAUGAUACAAUCUCAUAUAGACAUAUGUCCAUAAAAUCCGAAACAAUCAGUCAGGAUAAUGUAGCAUUAACAUAGCUACAAAACAAAAGUAACUUGAUACGUAGCUGAGAUCACUGAGGACCCUUAUAUCUUAUGAAGGCACAUGUUAAAACAGAAAUUACAGUACUAUUAUAUAAAGGCCUAAGGAUGGGCCAAGGAGUUGUAUUUAGUAAGCGCUCAGCUGUAAGGGGUACCACAAAUCCGCACAUUCAAAGGGGUAUGUAUGCGAUACUCUGAAUCGGACAUCAAUGUUCCAGUCAUGUUCUCUGUUAAGGGUGGUGUAGAGUGGACAAACUCCGAAAGGCUUCUAGUCUGGGUGGGAGCGUUUGUAAGGCAACUUGAAAUGGCGGCUAUGCUUCUGCAACCUCUCACCGCUUUGUUUCUUUGUUCACUCCAGAAGGUGAGUAUCCAGCCCAGCUGUGGCUUGUUUGGCAACUGAGAACAGAACUGUGCACAAAUGUAGUCAAAGUGAAACAUAAGAAUGAUGAGUUGUUAAGGCUCUGACACAUAGCCAUCUUGCAGGAUACACAGGUUUAGAUAUAGCAGUGUGUCCUCCACCUGCUUUGAUAUUUGUGAGGCUCAUUAGGGCUUGUUCGUUCCAGGUGGGGACCAGAAUGACCCCUCAAUGUUACAGAGGGGAGGAGUCAGGGCACUAGGCAAAAGACAGAGCGGAUAGAGCACGGGAGUUAAGCCGCCAUCCCUACAUCCAAUAGUGGAGUAGGCCGCCCAAGUAAAAACAUCUUCAAAUCUGCAGCUGGUGAAAGAUGGAUGUCAAAAUGUUUCUCAGGGAUUCCCAAUUCAGGAACUGUAAGGUAGUUUAGUGCUUAGAAAGUCCGUUUUCAGAUUCUACUACACUGCUCAAAAAAAUAAAGGGAACACUUAAACAACACAAUGUAACUCCAAGUCAAUCACACUUCUGUGAAAUCAAACUGUUCACUUAGGAAGCAACACUGAGUGACAAUCAACUUCACAUGCUGUUGUGCAAAUGGGAUAGACAACAGGUGGAAAUUUUAGGCAAUUAGCAAGACACCCACAAUAAAGGUGUGGUUCUGCAGGUGGUGACCACAGACCACUUCUCAGUUCCUAUGCUUCCUGGCUGAUGUUUUGGUCACUUUUUAAUGCUAGUGGUAGCAUGAGACAGAGUCUACAACCCACACAAGUGGCUCAGGUAGUGCAGCUCAUCCAGGAUGGCACGUCAAUGCGAGCUGUGGCAAGAAGGUUUGCUGUGUCUGUCAGCGUAGAGCAUGGAGGCACUACCAGGAGACAGGCCAGUACAUCAGGAGACCGUAGGAGGGCAACAACCCAGCAGCAGGACCGCUACCUCUGCAUUUGUGCAAGGAGGAACAGGAGGAGCACUGCCAGAGCCCUGCAAAACGACCUCCAGCAGGCCAUGAAUGUGCAUGUGUCUGCUCAAACGGUCAGAACAGACUCUAUGAGGGCCCGACGUCCACAGGUGGGGGUGCUUACAGCCCAACACCGUGCAGGACUUUGGCAUUUGCCAGAGAACACCAAGACUGGCAAAUUCGCCACUGGCGUCUUGUGCUCUUCACAGAUGAACGCAGGUUCACACUAAGCACAUGUGACAGUCUGGAGACGCCUUGGAGAACGUUCUGCUGCCUGCAACACCCUCCAGUAUGACCGGUUUGGCAGUGGGUCAGUAAUGGUGUGGGGUGGCAUUUCUUUGGGGGGGCCGCACAGCCCUCCAUGUGCUCGUCAGAGGUAGCCUGACUGCCAUUAGGUAGCGAGAUGAGAUCCUCAGACCCCUUGUGAGACCAUAUGCUGGCGCCGUUGGCCCUCCUAAUGCAAGACAAUGCUAGACCUCAUGUGGCUGGAGUGUGUCAGCAGUUCCUGCAAGACGAAGGCAUUGAUGCUAUGGACUGGCCCGCCCGUUCCCCAGACCUGAAUCCAAUUGAGCACAUCUGGGACAUCAUGUCUCGCUCCAUCCACCAACGUCACGUUCCCCCACAGACUGUCCAGGAGUUGGCAGAUGCUUUAGUCCAGGUCUGGGAGGAGGUCCCUCAGACCAUCCGUCACCUCAUCAGGAGCAUGCACAGGCAUUGUAGGGAGGUUGUACAGGCACGUGGAGGCCACACACACUACUGAGCCUCAUUUCGACUUGUUUUAAGGACAUUACAUCAAAGUUGGAUCAGCCUGUAGUGUGUUUUUCCACUUUAAUUUUGAGUGUGACUCCAAAUCCAGACCUCCAUGGGUUGAUUUCCAUUUUUUUUUUUUUUGUGUGAUUUUGUUGUUAGCACAUUCAGCUAUGUAAAGAGCAAAGUAUUUCAGAAGAAUAUUUAAUGCAUUCAGAUCUAGGAUGUUAUUUUUGUGUUCCCUUUAUUUUAUUUUUUGAGUAGUGUACUUGAAAAAUGAGGAGCUGCUUCCACUCAGAAUGGUGGUCAUGCUCCCCCUCCCCCCAAAAUCUUAUAUUUUAAGUGAUAUCCUAGACAUAAUUCUUGUCCAUUAAGGGCAUCCAUCUUUAUAAAAAUUGUAUCCAAGUGCACAUUUAGAAAUCGUGAAGUCAUGUGCAGGUGUCUGGCAUCUUAGAAAAAGUUUGGUUCAAAUUAAGUGUAUUCUUGGCAGUUAAGUGUUGCUUGGGGCAAAAAGUUAAACUAAGAAAUGCAGUGAAAAGGAAUCGCAAGUAUAAUGUGUGUAUAUAUAUUAAUUCUUACUCUUCUUUUCACUCAGGUCUCUAUUAUGUGGACAGCGAAGGGAAUAGAGUUUCUGGGUCUGUAUUUUCAGUGGGUUCUGGAUCCAUGUAUGCUUAUGGAGUCUUGGACAGAGGAUAUAGCUAUGACCUAGAGCCAGAGGAGGCACAAGAAUUGGCUCGGCGUUCAAUCUACCAGGCUACAUACCGUGAUGCUUAUUCAGGCGGAGUGGUGAACCUGUAUCAUGUUGCAGAAGAUGGCUGGCGGCGUGUGUCACAAGAUGAUGUGGCAGAUCUGCACCAGAAAUACAAAGAAGAAAGCAACUGAGAAUGUAAAACACUAGGGGAGCUCAUGAUUGAUGUAAUGUUUAGGGCUGUUUGGGUCUGUGACUUGGGGCAGACGAGCACUACACCUACAGAAAAGUGAUGGGAUUACUAAAUGGGUGUGCAGACUCCAGUUCUCUGUAGCUGGGGAAAGAUAUGGCACAUAUGGACAAAGUUGUGAGGAAAGGGCAGUUCUCUUUGGGUUAGGAUUUUCAUAUUUUCUAAUAGUUGUGAUUCUAUGCGGAGUGAUUGUAUUCCAAUAAACAUCCUUUUCCAAGGAUCAGAUGCCUGUUUGCCUAAUUAUGUAUUUUGCACAAUUUAAUUUGUCUGCAUGUGUCAUGCUGACAGUCCAGGUGUUCUCAG